ACUAUUCCGAUUUGUCACUUGGGUAGAUCACUGAAAUUUCCUAAUUCUGCAAAUUCAGCGAUGUCCCCUCACUAUAGUCUUCACCCGGAACUACAGAAGUUGGUAGACGAUUUUACUUCCGUUCGAAUGAGGACUGCUGACCUCGUAAAAGUAUUUACGGAUCAACAGCUGCAGCUUCAGACAUUGCAGACUAAGCUAAAAAAUGCCAAUAAGGAUAUAUCUACCAUGAAGCAAAUCAAAAAUGAUAACGACCGCCUUACCAGAUCUUAUGAGCAGCUGAAGCGUGACUAUGACGUGCUUUAUUCAUCAAAUGAAAAACAUAGGGACGAAUUACGUAAAGAGAAUCGGAAACAAAUUCAAGAUUUAGAGGUAGAGUUGAGAGCAGCAAGAGCAAAGAUAUCACAACAGAGUGAGUUGCACCAGAAGAGCAUUACGCAGAUAGUUGUUGACUAUGAGACUAAACUGCGAGAUGCCAAUGAGAAGAUUUGUCAGCUGACCCAAAGCAGACAUGAGACUUCAGAAGUCAGAAUUACUGAGGAUAAUCCGUUCCUAUUCCCGAAGAGUCUGACAACCCCACGUAACGUCAAUAAAAAGUGGCCAGAGCUGGCGGUGGAGAUAAAGUCACAGGGAAGUGCAACAAGAGGUCGUGGAAGGGGAAGAGGAAAAGGUACUGGGUCAAAAAGGAAACUCUUCGUUUCUAACAACGACAUACCGAUGGAUAUCUGA
Neodiprion fabricii is the source of this 726-nucleotide messenger RNA. Its product is annotated as nucleoprotein TPR-like. The coding region runs from base 61 to 726 and encodes 221 amino acids. NCBI's taxonomy places the organism in Eukaryota, Metazoa, Arthropoda, Insecta, Hymenoptera, Diprionidae. The record is from RefSeq and is a predicted model, not a curated record. The transcript is spliced from 5 exons.